Molecule: messenger RNA, 357 nt
Organism: Myiozetetes cayanensis
Lineage: Eukaryota; Metazoa; Chordata; Aves; Passeriformes; Tyrannidae
Exons: 3
Coding region: 29-289 (86 amino acids)
Source: RefSeq, a predicted model, not a curated record
CCUUACCGCCUCCACGGCGUGCUGCAGGAUGGAGGUGAACUUGGAGAACAUCCUGUCCCGCGACUGCAGCAGCCGCUGCCGGGAGGACCGCGAGAGCUCCUCGAUGCGCCGCCGCCGCCGCUCCAGGAGAGAAAGAGACAAAGAUGGCUUUAUUUCACCUCCAAACCAAAUACUUCAAAGAGAACGGUCAUCCCUGCCAUUUUCCAGUGCCAUGCAAAAAGGAGAGAUAAGCUUCCUUCCACAUUCCCUAGAUAUUGGCAGGAUCUCAGACAGCAACUACAGGAGCUGAUUCAGCUGUCCACAUGCAGAUUGCCUGACUGGUACUUGUGGCUAAUGAAGACGUGGCCUCCAGAACUG